AAAUUAUUCGGUUGUGUUGUGUCAUUCGUGUGCUGUUGUACCAGCAAUAUAUAAAAAAAAUUCUCUAUGAAUUUCAUUCAACAAAAAUCGAUAAAUUUUCAUCUUGUUUUGUUUACUUUUACAUUCUUACUGUGCCACUUUCAAAAAUGUUGUGAUGCUUUUGUUACAGAUAAUUUCUAUCGACGUCCAACGAUUUAUCUGACUAUUAAUCCAAUAAAUUACAAAAUAGAUGUCAAUUGGUUCCACAUUCCACUCACACCAACAUUAACCAACAGUUCUUCUGAUUUCAACGACCCUUUAGCUUCAGUUCUUGAGACCUCGACUGUCAUUUACCUCACAAAUGAUUCCAGCAAUCCACUUGAUGCAAACUUUACAAAUGUAUUUUAUGAACUGUCACUAAAUGUCUCUGAUGGUCGACAACAGACUUAUCUGACACAUAAUUUUGAGGACACAUCACUUGAUGUCACUACAAAAUGUUAUAACUUGUGGUUUCACUUGAUUCAGAAUGAUCAGAGAAUUCUUAAUGGCUGCAUGAAAGCAAAUUCCAAUUGGAUGAAUGAAAUGAAAGAUAUUUUAAAGGAACGAAAGAUCAGAGACUUGUUCAUCCCUGGAACUCAUGAUUCUGCAUCAUAUAAGCAGAGUUUUGAUCCAACAACUAUGGAUAAUUUGAUAACGAGAUAUUCCUUAACUCAGGAUGACAAUAUCAUGUCACAAUUGAUCAAUGGAGUUCGAUACCUUGACUUACGUGUUGGAUAUUACAGAUCUAACAAUGAAAAGUUCUGGGCUAAUCAUGGAAUCACAAGAAUGCAUCCACUAAGUGACAUUUUUAAGCAAAUUAAAGAUUUUGUUGAUGCCACAAAUGAAAUUGUUAUUUUAGAUUUUCAAGAAUUUCCAGUCGGUUUUAGGAAUAAAUUUGAAGUUCAUCAACAAUUUGCUAUGUAUUUAUUCCAACAAUUCAGUGAAUAUGCAGUUGAUCCAAAACUUGGUUGGGAUACAACAAUUGGAGAUAUUUGGAAAAGUGGUAACAGAAUCAUUAUCGGCUAUGAUCAUCAUGCAAUUGUUCAAGAACAUUCCAACACUCACUUAUUCCAAAGUGUUCGACAGCGAUGGGGAAAUGUCAAGGACGGUUAUGCAAAACUUGAAAAGUUCUUGAAAGAACAAAGGGAAAAUAUCAGUCGUGAGGCAUUCUUGAAUUCACGUCCGUUUGCUGAGAUGGCAGAACUGACACCACAAGCGAUGGAUGUUAUCACAAAUCGACUUGGUGGAUUGAGAAAAAUGGCAGACUCGACAAAUUGGCAUGUUACGAGACUUUACCAUGGUGAAUUUGGAAGGAAAGCAAAUAUUGUAGCUGUUGACUUUUAUUUAUCAACAAAUAUUGUCGAUAUUGCUAUUGAAUGGAAUCGAAGGAAGCUCGGAUUUAGUACAAAAUAUGAAAGUGAUAGUCAUGAAUAGUUUUAGGCAGUGAUGUGAGAUUGGUACAGAUGAUAUGAUUGGAUGUUUGAUGUUUUGCUCUCUAGAGUACGAAUUAUCAAGUGACACGAAUUUCUUUUUUUUUUUGGCAUAUUUAUCAAAAUAUUAUUAAAAUUAUUUG
Messenger RNA from Chironomus riparius, 1591 nucleotides. Lineage: Eukaryota; Metazoa; Arthropoda; Insecta; Diptera; Chironomidae. The record is from the annotation of a GenBank genome assembly.